UGUGGUGAAAGAAGCUCCUCUCCAAGGAACGAAGAUGCAGAGAUACAGCACUCAACAGUCAUUGGAAAUGAUCCUGGAUGGAGCUGACCCUUGCGAAUCGGAUGGUGAAGACAUCAAUCUCCAGAUGGAUUCAGACUCCGAGCUGUCUCAGUUGUCUUCAGAUGAGGAGAGUGAUCCCCAACCAACAAAGAGAGCUCGGCUGGCGACUGAUGUGACAGAGACCGCAAAAGAUGGCACAGUAUGGCAUGAAGAACAGGUGACCGUGGGAAAGCAUAUCAUUGAGCGCCUGGAGUCCAAGCUUGAGCAAGCCUUAAAACAGGAGCCCCUGGAUAUAGAUUUCCUUGAGUUUGUUUGCCAAAGUGAGAUUUCACUGAUUGCAUCCUUAUCCACCCACCUAGAUCUUCCACCGGAGGUGUUGAAAGGUCUUCAGGAGCUAUCGGCCCUCGUGAACGACAGGCGAAAAGCCAUCGUGGUGGACAAAACAUUGGAAAGAGGCCGUCCAAAGUUGAACGUUCACCAGGAGCAUGUGGAGGAACUGAUGGCCAUGGACCUCAGCGUCCCCUGCAUCGCCAGACUGCUGGGCGUCUCGCAGAGGACCCUGACUCGUAGGAUGCGCGAGUGGGGCCUGUCUAUGAUGGAUUCAUACAGCACUAUGUCUGAUGAGGAGCUUGAUAAACUGAUCACGGAGAUUAAAGAAGUCUUACCGAAUUUGGGUUACAGACAAGUAAGGAGGCGCCUAAACAAAUUGGGCUACAGGGUGCAGUGGAACAGAAUAAUUGAGGCCAUGCACCGGAUCGAUGGCAUUGGCAUCCUUCAGAGGAUGAACAAACUCGGGGUUGUGAUGAGCGGUACUGACAAGGUGCCAUCUCCUCUCUCCCUCGUCUACAUUGAAACCAACUACAAGUUAGUCAGAUGA
Engraulis encrasicolus (European anchovy) is the source of this 916-nucleotide messenger RNA. RefSeq lists its product as uncharacterized. The coding region runs from base 35 to 916 and encodes 293 amino acids. NCBI's taxonomy places the organism in Eukaryota, Metazoa, Chordata, Actinopteri, Clupeiformes, Engraulidae. The transcript has 6 exons. The record is from RefSeq and is a predicted model, not a curated record.